AUGUCACCUUUAAAUGAUAUCACAAAGGAGCCAUUUAUUGGAGGACAUGGACCAAAUGGAGAUGAAGACAUAGUUGCAGAGAUCAUGGGACGACGUUUUUGUCCUUCUUUGAUAACCACCCAUACUUGGGAAGAAUUCAAAUUUGCUGGCCACAGGAUCAAGAUUACAGAAGCUACAGACAGUUAUGGAGCUGUGAUUUGGCCUUCGGCUCUUGUUCUCUGUUAUUUUUUGGAAGCAAAUGUGAAGCUUUGUAACUUGGUUGACAAAAAUGUUAUUGAAAUUGGAGCUGGAACAGGCCUUGUGUCUAUAGUAGCCAGCCUGCUAGGUGCUCAUGUGAUGUCCACGGACUUGCCUGAAGUGCUAGGAAACCUUCAGUACAAUCUUCUCAGAAACACAAAACUGAAAUGCAAGCAUGAGCCUCAGGUGAAAGCUUUGGUCUGGGGGGUGGACCUGCAGAAGAAUUUCCCCAGAUCUUCAUCUCAGUUUGACUACAUAUUGGCUGCUGAUGUUGUAUAUAACCACCCUUUCCUGGAGGAGCUGCUUCUAACCUUUGAUCAUUUGUGUACAGAUAAUACCACCAUCAUCUGGGCCAUGCGGUUCAGACUGGAAAGUGAAAACUGGUUUGUGGACCAAUUCAAAACAAUGUUCCAUCUGGAAAUGCUUUCUGAUUUUCCUAGUUUAAAUAUAACCCUGUUUAGAGCAAAGAGGAGGCCAAAACAACUCCAAUGA
This is a messenger RNA of Thamnophis sirtalis, 729 nucleotides long. The record is from RefSeq and is a predicted model, not a curated record. Lineage: Eukaryota; Metazoa; Chordata; Lepidosauria; Squamata; Natricidae.